AUGUCGCAAGCUUCAAUCGAUGUCGAUCCAGACUUCUAUACGAUGGAAAAGACGUAUGGGGAUGAUGAUUGGAAGUCUGAUACCACUUCUCUCGCCUCUGAGAUUGCCAGAGGUCGCGUGGAAAAUGGCAGAAGAUACCAAUCUUUGAAGCCGGGAGACUACUGGUCACCAUCCGAUGACCUGCAAUUUGAAGCCUAUGAGACCGGUCACAUUAUUUACCUUCUGCUGGACUACAAUCAGCGAAACCCACUCCACCGCGCUCCUAUUGAAUCGCCAAAACACGUUCUUGAUGUCGGAACUGGAAAAGGAAGCUGGGCAAUCGACAUGGCCGACAUGUACCCUGAAGCAACCGUCCGUGGCGUAGACCUGUACCCACCUCCUCAUACCUGGAUCCCCCCAAACUGCGUCUUCGAGGUAGACGACCUUCUCCAACCAUGGACAUGGAACGAGAAGUUCGAUCUCAUCUAUUUGCGUCACAUGCUAGGCUCAUUCCGUCGUGAAGAAUGGGCUAAAUUGUAUGACAAUUGCUACGAAAACCUCGAACCGGGCGGCUGGAUCGAACAAUUCGAAUUCAAUAUCAGAGUUUAUAGCGAUGACAACUCUGUGCCAGAAGACAGUAUUCUAGGCCAGUGGGGCGAUAUCUGGUUCCCUUGCUCUGAACGAGCUGGUCGCCCCUUCGGAAUCGAGGAAACCAUGCGAGCUAGCUUGGAAAAAGCUGGCUUUGUUGAUAUUCAGGAGAAGGUAUAUAAGGUUCCUCUUGGUCCAUGGCCUAGGGAUCCGGUUCUGAAGGAACUCGGCUUGCUUCAUACUCACCACUGGUCGACUGGUCUAGAGGGGUAUUGUAUGUUGUUGCUCACUAAGUUUGGAGCACCUACCCCGUGGAAAUCGGAGGAAGUACAAGUGUUUUUAGCUAAGACGCGGGCGGAAUUGAAGGAUCCUAAGAUCCAUGGGUAUCAAUUUGGGCGGCGAAUUUGGGCUAGGAAGCCUACAGAGAAAGAGAUAAAGAAGGAAAGCAGUGAUCCACCAAUUAAAUUGGAGCCGUCAACUUGA
Penicillium pulvis is the source of this 1050-nucleotide messenger RNA. Its product is annotated as class I SAM-dependent methyltransferase. The record is from RefSeq and is a predicted model, not a curated record. Lineage: Eukaryota; Fungi; Ascomycota; Eurotiomycetes; Eurotiales; Aspergillaceae. The transcript has 10 exons. The coding region runs from base 1 to 1050 and encodes 349 amino acids. Gene Ontology annotation, molecular function: methyltransferase activity.